CUCGUCACUGUUUUUAUCCCUCGGCUCAGUGCGUAAGGAAAUAUGACAGCCUGUUGUGGGUCCUAUUUAUCAGUGAAGAGUUCAGUGUACAAUCAAACUGGUGAGAAUUUCUUCCAACAAUUGGGAGUGUACAAUCACAUGAACACUCACCUCCGUCGAGUAUUGCAAGCGAAAUGUGUGGUUGACUCGAAAAACCCACGGUAUGUCCAGAGGCACGACAACUACAAGUACCUGAGGGGAGAGAAAUGCCUGCACAAGUGUCACUCCUACGACAACAUCACGAGAUCCGCUCGGAAUUCCCAGUACCACUUGAUCGAGAUGUUGCAACCGAGUUCUGGUCCGACCAAAGGCUCCACGAAGUCUCUGGCAUCCUUCAAGAGUCAGAACCGUGACAAACACUCGAUGAAUUCCAGAAGAAAUGCCCCAUCGAGGCAAGAACUCACCAGUUGUAAACCCACGGUGCACGUAAUUGAGCCCGAAAGACCGGAAGUGAAGCCCUAUCCGAACGAUCAACUGUAUUCUGACUACGAGUCGAGCUUCGAGGCCUCGACGAAGGCCUCCGAGCGUGGAAUUCCGGUCUCGAAAGAGGAAAAGUCGUCAUCCCCGAAGAGGGAGCCCUCAAGGAGCCGAAAAAAACAGCUGGAAAACCUGAAAUACCUGAAAUUCCUUCACGAAAUAACUCAAGAGAUCAUAGAAACCGGCGUUCACAGGGACGAGGAGAUUAAAAAAGUCCUCAAGAAACAUUUGACAAAGAACUUAUCCUCUUUAAACAAGAAGAAAAUGCUCAAGAAACUGCGCCAGCUGAGGUCAUCCCUGAGCAUUUCCGACGAGGAAGACGAGGAUGAGCAGGAGAUCGACUCGUCGACCGAGAAAACGUAUUCUUCAGUCGAGAAAAAUCAAAGCACAACCGGCAGAAGUGAGAGGACCACCGAGGCCAGCAGAAGAGGUGGCAAAAGCGAGGAGAAUAAGUCUGGUUACGACUCUGGAGACUCCGAUGCGUCUCAGGUGUCCGAGGAGUCUAUAGAGUGGCAAUCUGAAAUAGAGUCGGUGAUCAAUGAAGAGGAGUCCACGUCGGAGAGGAUUGAUCCACAGGGAACGUAAAUUUAUUCGGAAACACAAGAAUCAUAACAAUGUUAUCUUUAAGAUAUAUACAGGGUUCAUUCAUGUGUUCUGUCGACUACGAUUAUUAAACUUGAGCUAUGAUGUGUCUGUAAAAAAAUAUAAGCAUCCAAGUUUUACGUCUAAACAUUUUACGGUAAUCAUGCUGUAAUUUCUAUAUUGAUGAGGUCAAUGUGCUUUUUAAGGAUGUUUAGUGCAAUUUAUUUGUUCUAUUUUGUGUUAAAAUUGAUCUGUACAUUUUCAGAGAAAUCCUGUCAGUGGAGUGGCAAGACGUGACAAUUUCAGUCUAGAAUUUUUUUUUCAGUAUUAAAAAAAAACAUACAUUAUUAUAUAAUGUACAAGUAUUGUGAUAAUACAAU
Diachasma alloeum is the source of this 1478-nucleotide messenger RNA. RefSeq lists its product as uncharacterized. The record is from RefSeq and is a predicted model, not a curated record. Bases 43 to 1101 code for a protein of 352 amino acids. Gene Ontology annotation, biological process: microtubule cytoskeleton organization. Gene Ontology annotation, cellular component: axoneme; ciliary basal body. NCBI's taxonomy places the organism in Eukaryota, Metazoa, Arthropoda, Insecta, Hymenoptera, Braconidae. The transcript has 3 exons.